UGUUUCUUCUGACAGAGCAGUAAAAGUGCAACUUGAGGACUUUUCUUAUUACAGCAACUUUGACUGAGUUUUAUUUUGGAUAAAUUUAGAUAAUUCUUUUUUAAAAUGAGGUUUAUCAUUUUAAACUGCGUAUGCGUGCAGAUGUUGUUGCUGCUGUGCGGGAUGUCGAGCUUCUCUCCCGUUAUUGCCGACGGACUCUCGGAGCGGCGUGACGGUGCGUGCCAGCCGGUCUCCAUCCCGCAGUGCGCCGACGUGUCCUACAACCAGACCAUCAUGCCGAAUCUCCUGGGCCACAACAACCAGGAGGAGGCGGCGCGGGCGAUGCGCUCCUUCGAGCCGCUGCUGAGCUCCGGUUGCUCGGCGGAGCUCACGUUCUUUCUGUGCGCGGCGUACGCGCCGGUGUGCACCGUGCUGGAGGAAGCCAUCCCGCCGUGUCGGGGCCUGUGCGAGUCGGUGCGGCGAGGAUGCGCGGCCCGCAUAGCCGAAGGAGGCGUCCAGUGGCCGGACAGACUUCGAUGCGAGGAACUCCCCGUGGAAGGAAGCCUCUGCGUGGGCAACACCACCUAACCUGCAGCAGGACAACUUCUUUGGCGUUUUCCCUUCGGUCAUUUUAAUCUGCUUUAUGAAAAAUGGUUGGAAAAUGGUCUGAGUAAUAAAUGUUACAAUACUGCAUACUCGUGUUAAACAAUGUCAAAGUAUCAAAUAAUAAAGUUCAUAAAGGUUUCCCUCA
Molecule: messenger RNA, 730 nt
Organism: Nerophis lumbriciformis (worm pipefish)
Lineage: Eukaryota; Metazoa; Chordata; Actinopteri; Syngnathiformes; Syngnathidae
Product: frizzled-7-like
Biological process (GO): canonical Wnt signaling pathway; non-canonical Wnt signaling pathway
Cellular component (GO): plasma membrane
Molecular function (GO): Wnt receptor activity; Wnt-protein binding
Source: RefSeq, a predicted model, not a curated record